ACUGUUGGGCUCGUAAUGCGGGACGGACAGGAGCUAUUGACAACUCUGAGAGGAUGUUAAUGUGUUCUUGGUGAACUUUGCUUGCUUCUGAGUGCUUCACGGUACCUCCCACAGUGGAAAUGGGAACUCCUUGGCCGGUUAAGAAAUAGCUAGCCGCUUGUGUCCACUCCAGUGCCUAAAUAUCCUGUCUGACAAUGGCGGAGCAGCAGCAGCAGUCUGGGCAUCCCAACAGGCCAGGGUCUCUAGGCAUGCCUGGUGCAGUGUCAGGACGUCGAAGUAACCUCCGCUUGGCGUUCCCGGGUCAGGGAAGGCCGAAUAAUGACCGUCCACAAAAUAAUUUGGAAUUCCCUGCUUCAGGUUACCCGACAACACAAAUGCCACCACCACCACCACCUCCACCACCACCACCACCGCCAUCUCCUCCACUUCUGCCCAGAGUCACUGUCAACAGUGCAACCAACAGGCAAGUGGCAAUAUGUUGCAUCCCAUCUUCUAGUAGUCCUACAGCUUCUACAGCAUCGACCAGUUUGGUCAGCAUUGCUCCCGUAGCCACCUCCAGGGUUGCGCCUACCAUCGCCAUCACGGCCACUGCCAAUUCUCGCCCUCCAGUCACACUCAGUCUUCCCCCGGCAAGCCCACCAAAUCUACGGGAUAGCAAAAAGAAGCACUUGGUGUUACAUCUGCCUCCACCUCACAACCACCACCACCACCAUCACCACAACAACCAUAACCACCACGGCCAUCAUAGUCAGCAUCACCGCCACAUGUUCCACCAUGAUGCCCUUAGGGACCGCAGUCACAAGAGUGUUAAGAGCAUCGCAUCGGUACCUCCACCAAGGGACAAGAUUACCCGGGGAAUGUAUCAAAGUAUCCAGUCAUCGGGGAAACUUAAGAUCUCUCCUGAAUUGCAAGUAGAAUUCACCGCUGAUGAUCUUCGUGACUUGGGUGAGAUAGGCCGAGGGGGCUUUGGGACGGUGAACAAGAUGGUCCACCGCAAGAGUAACACCAUCAUGGCUGUUAAGAGAAUACGUUCGACAGUGGACGAGAGAGAACAAAAACAGUUAUUGAUGGAUCUAGAAGUGGUCAUGAGAAGCAAUGACUGUCCAUGUAUUGUACAAUUUUAUGGUGCCAUAUUUAAGGAGGGAGACUGUUGGAUAUGCAUGGAACUGAUGGAUACAUCAUUGGAUAAAUUUUACAAAUUUAUUUAUGAACGAAUGCAUGAGAGACUACCAGAAAACAUGCUUGGGAAGAUAACAGUUGCAACACUAACGGCUCUGAAUUACCUGAAGGAGAAAUUGAAAAUAAUACACCGAGAUGUAAAGCCUUCUAAUAUAUUACUGGAUAAGCGAGGCAACAUAAAACUGUGUGAUUUUGGCAUAUCUGGUCAACUGGUAGAUUCCAUUGCCAAAACCAGAGAUGCUGGAUGCAGGCCUUAUAUGGCGCCAGAGCGCAUAGACCCUGCCAGAGCUCGCGGUUAUGAUGUGCGCUCUGACGUUUGGUCGCUGGGCAUUACUCUCAUGGAGCUUGCCACUGGAAGUUUCCCAUACCCUAAGUGGAACUCUGUAUUUGAGCAGCUGACACAAGUGGUACAGGGAGAACCGCCUCGUCUUUCACCAAAUGAAAAUGGAAACAUCUUUUCAGAGGAAUUUGUGUGUUUUGUUAACACUUGCCUCAUCAAGGACGAAAGUUCUCGCCCUAAGUACAAGCAGCUUCUCGAGCACCAGUUUGUUAUACGCUCUAGAGCUGACCCUAUGGAUGUAGCGGAGUUUGUGUGUGGCAUAUUGGACAAGAUGGCUAAUAAUGGACGAGUUAUGUAUACAUACGACUCUUAUAACUGCUGAUGAAGCUCUCGUCAUAGCACCUUUUGCCCUGCAGCUUUAGUUCUUGGACUAUGAAUAAUGCAGACUUGUCAGAGCUGGAGUUCAGGCAGUGCAGCAUUUAUUUUUGUGUAUGAUACGUUACACUGGUAAGCACGUGUCUGUUCGACCGAGAAUGUCGGCUUGGCUCCAGCUUGGUGAUGACAGGCACUAAAUGGCAGCAAGUUGGGCCAUAGUAAUUUACUGUCAUAUUUUAUGCAGUGGAAUGAAUUUAGAAUUGAAAAAUUAUAUUGUCAGAAAACUGAAGAAAGCCCAAGUUGGUAAGGAGCUUUUCUGUUGUAUGGAGAGUAUGGCGUUAAGCAUUAAAUUAUAAGUUACUUAAAAUUUUGGCUUAACAAAUGGAGACUUAAGAUAGAGUAGAGUACUGUACUUGUAUUGGUGGUUAUGAAGUACGCAUGGUGUUACUGUGGGUGGUUGCACUGUGAUUGUUGGCCAGGCAUUGUUGAUUGCACUAGUUUUAGAUGCUCUUCAUAAUGGCAUAUUUUGUAUGCAUAACUCCUUAGAUGAGAAGUUGAUGAGUGACUCUAGAUUUACCAUUGUUAAUGGUAUUCUUUAAUGAUGAACUUGACUGUGUUCCCUGAUGUAAUAAAAAGACAAAAAAAGUAAUAUAGCCUCAAAAAUAAUUAUAUCAUAACACUCAUUUAGAUUACAAAUAUUUAGGAAGAAGACUAUUUUUAGUGCCAUUGUUAUAUAGUGUGAUUAUGAUUUUAGAAAAUUAUUUAUUUAUUGUAUAGGGUGUUGAACUGCAUUUCCCUAGAGUGAUCUUUAGAAGUUUGUGUGCAAGUGAGUGAGUGAGUAAGUAAGUAAGGGAGUGAGUGAGUGAGUGCCUGUGUUCAUGCAUGCGGGAAUGACAGGAACAAAACUUCUUUAAAAUAAACUUUGAUUGCUUUGCUGUGGUUCUUGGGUUAUUCCUUACAUAAUAUGGAUAUAAUGAAACCAAAUUGGGUUUACAUUUUAUUUUCAGGGUCACAUUUAAGUUUUUUUGGCUUAGUUUUUCAAUAAUAAAAUUGUUUUGCUUCAGUUUGCCUUAUCACUGUGGGACAGUUGUGGAACUGAGGAAUGAAAGUGAUUUUUAUUUUGUUCUAUCAUUGUCUUUGCAGAUGGUCAUUAUAUUCUUUAUUUUUUCUGUAUUGAGAAAGUUGUAAAAAUUGGGUAGGUAACAAGACAUCUUUAUUUGUGAUUAGUUUGUUUGAGUUUGAAUGAUGAACUUUCUAAUUUGUGUAAUUGGCAGAAGAGUAUAGUGGCCUCAUGAGAUUGUAAGUGGAAGGUUGCCCCCAUCAUAGUGAACACUUGAGAACCACUACCACCGAGCUCAGCGAUCAAAGUAAUACAAUGCACCUAGUUUGUCUGGGCUCGUGAGGGGCUCUUGAUAUAGUAUUAUUUUCCGACAAUAUUGUUGCAAGCACCUGUGUCCUGUAAUAAAAAAAAUAUUUUAA
This is a messenger RNA of Procambarus clarkii (red swamp crayfish), 3313 nucleotides long. It is a transcript of the gene Mkk4, whose product is annotated as MAP kinase kinase 4. Gene Ontology annotation, biological process: MAPK cascade; protein phosphorylation. Gene Ontology annotation, molecular function: JUN kinase kinase activity; ATP binding. NCBI's taxonomy places the organism in Eukaryota, Metazoa, Arthropoda, Malacostraca, Decapoda, Cambaridae. The record is from RefSeq and is a predicted model, not a curated record.